GUUUUGAACUGUGUCCACAUCCCGCCCACUCACUCACGCUCCUCUCUCUUCUGCCUAUAUUAUCGGUUAUCACUCUCAACCCACUUUGCUUUUCUCUUCUCUUCAAAGGUAUGAGCAAGAUUUUCAUUUGAAAGAAUUGGGUUGCUCUUCUUCGAGGCACACACAAUGGAUAAAGUAAAUAGAGUUUGUGCCAAAGAUGAAGAGCGUCCACUCCGAAUCACCAGAGCAAGAGCUAGAGCCUUGAGAGGGAUUACUCCAUACUCAAGACCCUCCUUAAAAAAUGAGCAGAAAAAUGUGCUUCGAGCACAUCCGAAAAGAGCAGCAUCUUCUGAAAACAAAACUUCUGUGGUUGUUCCUGCUGUUGUCCAACAGAAGGGAAGGGCAGUGCUUUCAGAUGUAUCAAACAUGUGUGCAAAACCACAUGAUAAGUGUACUAAGUCAUCAAAGUUUCAGGCCAAAGGAGUUUAUACAAAGAAAACCACCAAGCUAGCAGCCUUAGGUGUUUCCACUGAGGUUUCAUCAACACAAGAGAAUGUUAGAGCAAAGUUGGCUGAAGAAUUAUCCACAAUAAGGAUGGUAGAAUCAAAGGACACCAUAAGAGAAGGUGUUACAGCAGACACUGCACUUUCAAUGCAAAACUCUCUGAAAUCUGAUGAGCUCCAGAGCUCUCCAAACAAAGACAUACAUAUGAUUUGGGAGAAGCUAGGAGCCUCAGACUCCCUGACUAUUGUGGACAUUGAUUCUGAGUUAAAGGAUUCUCAAGUUUGGAGUUCUUAUGCCCCUGACAUAUACAGCAAUAUUCAAGUCACAGAGCUUCAAAGGAAACCAGUGGCCAACUACAUGGAUAAGCUGCAGAAAGAUAUUAAUCCAACUAUGCGAGGAAUUCUGGUUGAUUGGCUUGUCGAGGUUUCUGAGGAAUACAAGUUGGUUCCAGACACACUUUACCUGACCGUGAACCUCAUUGAUCGGUAUCUCUCAACAAGGCUCAUUCAGAAGCAAAGGCUCCAGUUGCUUGGUGUUACUUGCAUGCUGAUUGCAUCAAAAUACGAAGAGAUUUGUGCACCUCGAGUGGAGGAAUUUUGCUUCAUCACAGAUAAUACAUACUCAAAAGAAGAGGUAUUGAAAAUGGAGAGAGAAGUACUGGAUCUUGUGCAUUUUCAGUUAUCUGUUCCCACAAUCAAAACUUUUCUAAGGAGAUUCAUCCAAGCAGCACAAUCUUCUUACAAGGCUCCUUGCGUUGAACUGGAAUUCCUGGCAAAUUAUUUAGCAGAGCUUGCUCUUGUUGAAUGCAACUUUUUCCAGUUUCUACCUUCCCUUGUAGCUGCAUCCGCUGUGUUCCUUGCCAAAUGGACCCUGAAUGAGUCAGAACAUCCAUGGAAUCCAACUCUGGAGCACUAUACAAAAUACAAAGCUUCAGAGCUCAAGACUGUUGUUCUUGCACUGCAAGAUCUGCAACUUAAUACCAAAGGAAGCUCCCUGAAUGCUGUCCCUGAGAAGUAUAAGCAACAGAAGUUCAAUUGUGUGGCAAACUUGUCUCCAAAACCGGUGCAGUCACUCUUCCAGGACAAAGUGUAAAUGUUUUUGGCUGCUCCCAUAUUAAAGACUUAAAGGAUGAGUUGAGAGAAUUUCUGGCAGUGAUGGUUGAAACCAUCAUCAUCAGUUGUUACAUAUUUCACCAUUCUUUUCAUCAUCAAUCCCCCACUUAGUAAGUAGUGUCUGUUCCGUAAUUGUAACAUGUAAGAUGAUGUCAAAUUUCUGGUUCUUCCAGAUCUCUUUGUUUUGUAAAGGGAAAACUGUUGCGGGAUGAUACAGUUCAAAGAGUGAGUUGAUGUACUAACACCAAUUAGGCUCAUUAAGCAACAAAGUCGUAUAGUUGCUUGCUCUCAACAUUUUGUACUGAAACAUUUGUAAUGUAAUAAAAAUUACAUUACAUACAAUUUAUUUUCUAUUUCUA
This is a messenger RNA of Glycine soja, 1954 nucleotides long. RefSeq names its product cyclin-A2-2-like. Gene Ontology annotation, biological process: regulation of cyclin-dependent protein serine/threonine kinase activity; mitotic cell cycle phase transition. Gene Ontology annotation, cellular component: nucleus; cytoplasm; cyclin-dependent protein kinase holoenzyme complex. Gene Ontology annotation, molecular function: cyclin-dependent protein serine/threonine kinase regulator activity. The record is from RefSeq and is a predicted model, not a curated record. The transcript has 12 exons. The coding region runs from base 166 to 1575 and encodes 469 amino acids. Lineage: Eukaryota; Viridiplantae; Streptophyta; Magnoliopsida; Fabales; Fabaceae.